AUGAAUUUAGAGAAUCCAAAUAAAUUAAAAUGGAAACAAUAAUACAUUAGAAAAUAUAGAGAUCUAUUAGGAAUUUCAAAGUAUAAUAAAUAAUAAAAAAAUAAAAAUAGUUUAAGAAUAUCUGAAGCUUAACCAAUGGAUAAUCAUAUAACUCCAGGUUAUUUGGAUCAUAUUGAUAGAGUAUCAAAAUAAAGAUCAAGAUCAAUGAAAUGUAAUGAUGAGAGUUUUUAAAGCAGAAAUAGUUCUUAUAGUGUCAAUAGAAAACUAUCUGAAAUGAACUCAACAAAGAUUUAUUCAGCUGCUGAAAUGAAUUAAAUUAUCAAACAUGCUAAACUUUGUGGAUUAUUACAUAAUAAACCUUAAGUAAAAUAUAAUUAUAUAUUAAUUAUAGCAUUAACCAUUUUUAGAAUAAAAUAGAAAACAUUUUGAAGAUGUUAGAAAUUUAUAAAAAAAUUGGCAUUAUUCUAAAAUUAGAUAAGAAGAAUUAAAUUAGAAAUUCAAUAGAAUUCCGAUGGAAUAACAUUACCAAUUUAAAAUAAAUAAUAAAAAGCGAGAUUUAAAUAUAUAAAGUUUGAUUUAAGAAUAAAAAACAUUAUAUUUAAGUCAUAAAGCAUAAACAAUAGAAGCAUCAUUAUCAAGUAUUCAAGAUUGA
This is a messenger RNA of Paramecium sonneborni, 652 nucleotides long. The record is from the annotation of a GenBank genome assembly. Lineage: Eukaryota; Ciliophora; Oligohymenophorea; Peniculida; Parameciidae.